Molecule: messenger RNA, 2309 nt
Organism: Chaetomium fimeti
Lineage: Eukaryota; Fungi; Ascomycota; Sordariomycetes; Sordariales; Chaetomiaceae
Product: Dfp1/Him1, central region-domain-containing protein
Exons: 3
Coding region: 163-1998 (611 amino acids)
Biological process (GO): regulation of cell cycle phase transition; positive regulation of nuclear cell cycle DNA replication
Cellular component (GO): Dbf4-dependent protein kinase complex
Molecular function (GO): protein serine/threonine kinase activator activity; nucleic acid binding; zinc ion binding
Source: RefSeq, a predicted model, not a curated record
CCCCUCCCACUCCUCCCGUUCGUGGCCAUCCGCCAGGCCACCCAAGCUGCACCUCGACAAUAGCCCGCCAGAGAUUAAGCUGGGCGUGGCAUGUUUGACGAGUCAUUUGCAUGACGGCAGUAUCUCUAUCUUCCAGCCUCGGCCUCAACCCAGCUCUCCGCCAUGUCGACGGCGAAGAGGAUCCCCCUCUCCGCCAGCAACCCUAAUGUGGUAAACUCGCCAAUGCGAGCCCCUUCGGGCUUCAAUGGCGCCAAGAAGGUUCGCUCGCAUGCGGAUACGAUGCGGGAGGAGCCAUAUGGCCAACCUCCACCGGCGAAGCGCCAGAUGAUCGAGCGUGGGAUUGCGUCGCCGUCACGGCCCAAGACGACCCGAACCAUCGCCCACCGAGCGGCGACGCGGGCAACGGCGAGCACUGCCACGGCACAGAAGGCGUCCGCUGCUUCCCUGUGUCAGCCGACCGACGAGGAGUUGACGAACCUGCGGACGUGGCAGACCCAAAUCCGCUCUCGUUUUCCCAAGAUGGUGUUCUAUUUCGAGGGCAUCUCCGACGAACAGCGGUCCAAGCUCGCGAAACAAAUUGGCCGCUUAGGUGCUCACGAAGAGAAGUUCUUCUCUAUCAACAUCACGCACAUCGUCACGAACCGGUCAGUCCCGCCAGAGAAACCGAGAGGCGAACGCGAGGAAGACCCGGAUGCCCAGGGCGACAACGAGCAUCCCAAGACCAUCGACCCUUCGCUCCUCAACCGAACCGCGGAUCCAACGAGGCGAAAGUUGGUAUACGACACCCCGGCCGGCCGAAAGCCCAAAACACGCAGCACGGAUGUUCUAGACCGCGCUCGUGACAUGGGCAAAAGGAUAUGGUCACUGGAGAAGCUGAACAAGAUUCUGGAACUUGCGUUGACCCCGAACGAGCAUGUGAGUGGUACGCGGAGCCACGGCACAACGCAGGGCACCAGCAGGGCAGGGAAAGGCGGGGCCGAUUUGGCUCAGCUCCUAGAUCACGAACGCGAGCAUGGCCCCUCGGACCGCGACCCCACCGUGUCGAGGAGCGAUCUGGUCAAGUUUACCGGUCCGUAUAUCUACGUGUACGACCUGGAGGAAAAGACGAAGCCCGUCAUGAUCAGAGAAUACCGGAAGGCUACCGAUCCCAAGGACCAGGACUGGCCGCAGUUCCGGGUCACGUCGCAAGGUCGAUGUCCGUUUGUCCUUGAUGAGAGUCAUGACCAUCCGGAGAAGGAGACCCGAGCUCGAACCAGGGCUGCCAAGGCCGCCGCCGCGGAAGCGGUAGAGCCGGCAGCACCGAAGCCCAAGGCGUCCGAUAUUCCACUCAAGGUCAGCACAGGCAAACGCACAUUGGCCCAGAUGGAAGAUGGGCACAAUCGAGGGGCCGCGGGCAUCCGAGCGACCGAGUCGUUCGACCGGUCUAAGAUCGCGAAUCCGCCAUCGCUAGAGUUCCGUUCCCAAAACGCCUUUAUCAGCCACGCAAAAGCGGGCCGUUUCUUGGCUGGUGAGCCCGUGGCAUCCGGCCUACAGCCGUCCAACGUCACGUCGGCGAUUCGGUCGCAAAUGAUAUCAUCCACUACUGGUGGCGUGUUGGGAGCGAAGGCCGGGACGAGCAAGGAGAUCCACGGACUUCAGCGGAAGGUUGUCAUAUCCCAGGAUCCAAGCUCUCGCCGUAUGGCCGAGAUGAGCCACGACAACAACACAUUUGUCCGGUCAGCCAGCCUCAGCCAAGCAAUCCAGCGGAAACUCGACCCAGUCCACGAGGACGGGAUAUCGAGACAGAGAGAGAAGCUCCGCCGGACCACCAGCGUGCCGGUGCCCCAGCUGAGAAAGCGUGAUCCUAAGCCCGGGUAUUGCGAGAAUUGUCAGGACAAGUUUCCUGAUUUUGAUGAGCAUAUCCUCUCCCGCAAACACCGCAAGUUCGCCGAAGACGACGGCAACUGGGCACAGCUCGACAGCCUCCUGUCCCAACUCGCCCGCGAGCCCCGAUAUUGAGCAUCCGCUCCCAGUAAAUCGCGCUACCCAGGCGCCUCCAUCAAUAUCCCUUUUCACGAAUUGCCCACCCCUCAGCAAAAGAAACCAGCCGGUCCUCUUACCCGGCACAUUGCUUCGUUGUCAACGACUGGUGCUAUUUUGCACUUUUCUUCCUGUCUUGGCUGCCUUGCGAUCAAUCAAGUCACAACCAGCUUUCACAUCACGCCGCGGGACGCCGCAUUGAAACCGACAUCUAGCAUUUAACAUGGGGAAGUAGAGUCGAUUUUGAGUCAGAGCGAGUACAUAUUCCGACGCAUUUUUCCUGAGGGCGG